AUGACGGGUAAACGUGGUCAGACUCCUACUGUCAGCAAACGUCAGUUACGCACCAAAAAUAAUAAGGUGAAAACGAAAACAGCUGAAAGAUACCACCAAUCACCAGAGGAACCGGAUACGUCUCAGAAUCGCAAAAGAAAAACGCCCGUCAAUCCGAAAUCAAGCGAGAAGAGACCACGGGUGUUAGCAGCUGAUGUACAAUGGUGCAUUCUGAACGUCAGUGAUCUUACUUUAAAGGUGUUUGCCCUGGAGUAUGGCCACUACAAUCGCAGGCGCUGCCACGCUCGCUAUAAGACAAUCCUUACGAACAUGUCCGAAGAAGAUCAUUCUCGCCUCCUUGAGGAAUUUGAAAAUUGGUGUCUCACGCUUGAUUGCACAGUGUUUUGGAAGGAACGCCAGCGAAUUCAUGCUUUGGAAACUACUGCGUCCAACUGCUCCCAACUGAUCAAUGAUAUGUUAUUAUCUGAUUCCCAGAGCCUUUUGGAGCCUCAGAAUCAAUCUCCAACAAUAGAAUCACCAACUCCACGUCCAACACAGGAAACAACUGCAUCACAACCUAUAGCAGCAACAACUACAACUGAUUUGGAUCAAGAGCAUGCUAAAAUUCGAAAAGGGAGUGACAACGAAGAGAAGCAUUGGAUUGUUGAUGGGAACGAUAUUACUUCUCUUUUCCAAAAAUACCGGCAUCAAGCAGACAUCAUUCCUAAGCCUGUCCCUUUGGAAUCGAACAUCCAGGAGAUAUUAGCCUUGUCGGGUGUACUCUUCCUGGCGAAUGAACAGCAUAGCGAACGCAAAGUGACUGUUUUUGGGGAACAAGUGCUCAAGAAUUUGCUAGAGUGUCAGACUCAAUCGCUACUCAGCAAAGUGCCACACAAUACCCCGAAUUGUACCAAUGAUGACUUCAUGGAAAUGGUGAAUGUGGUAUCCAAUAUUGACAAGGAGGGUAUGUCUCCAAAAAGUGCCAAUCUCCGCCUCUUGACUCUAGCCACUAGCAUGGAUCAAUUCAAGUCUAAUGUUGUCGAAGGCAUUGCUGAUUUGUCAAUAUUGUUGGUGAAACUACCGCUUGAACCCGUCGCAGACAAGAACCAAUUUGGAGAAGUAGACGUACAAACCAGGUAUUAUGAUCCAUGGCUGUCGUCCAUUUUGGCAGAUACUACGAAGAAGGUCGUAUUACGAUGGCCGAAUAAGAAGGAUACAUCAACCACUGGCAUUCGUCCAGACGCCAUUGUAUCUACCUUGCUCACCGUAUUAGCACGCAACAGCGUAUUGAAGUGUGACCAUCCCAUCCUCACUUCUCAAGCUUAUGGAUUUCAAUUAGUUUUUUACAUGACGCAAAUGAUACAUACUAAUUUCUUUACCAGGAUUGAAAUUGGCCGCAUCACCCUGCCUGAAUCAUUGUCCUGCCUUCACUCGUCCGUCACACUAAAAAAUAUCCGUACGCUAUUGCGCGUCACCCUUAUAUUUUGGCAUUGCUGUUACCAAGCAGAUUCACCAACAGUUGCCGUUGCACCUGUCAGUACGCUAUCCCCAAAGGUUACAUAUCCAAUCGAAGCCUCAACGUUUUCUCCCUCUGCAACUCCAGAUACCACACAAUUAUUGCAGAUGAUUAAUAACACCACUUCAAAGUCUCGUGACUAUAGCAUCCAGUAUAAUUAA
Molecule: messenger RNA, 1656 nt
Organism: Mucor mucedo
Lineage: Eukaryota; Fungi; Mucoromycota; Mucoromycetes; Mucorales; Mucoraceae
Exons: 4
Coding region: 1-1656 (551 amino acids)
Source: RefSeq, a predicted model, not a curated record